Molecule: messenger RNA, 1833 nt
Organism: Cricetulus griseus (Chinese hamster)
Lineage: Eukaryota; Metazoa; Chordata; Mammalia; Rodentia; Cricetidae
Source: RefSeq, a predicted model, not a curated record
GUCCACAGGUGUGCCUUCAGGAAGUUCAAGUGCUGCUGCUGGCAGUAAUCGAAGACUCCAGCAGACACAAAAUCAAGUCGAUGAGGUGGUUGACAUCAUGAGAGUCAACGUGGAUAAGGUGUUAGAAAGAGACCAGAAGCUCUCGGAGCUAGAUGACCGUGCGGAUGCCUUACAGGCUGGUGCGUCUCAGUUUGAAACAAGUGCUGCCAAGUUGAAGAGAAAGUAUUGGUGGAAGAACUGCAAGAUGUGGGCAAUAGGGAUCAGUGUCCUGGUGAUUGUUGUCAUCAUCAUCAUUGUAUGGUGUGUCUCUUAAUGAAGAACCCGGGAAACUGAAGCCCACUGUCAGGAGCGUCUUCGAGACUUUCUACUUAGAACCUGCUGUGUUAUCGAGCUUACCUACUGUUUUUUCCAAAUGAUUAUUUUUGUUAGUUUACAUACAGUUCAGUGCCUAGGAAAUGUACCUUUGUUUUACUGUACACUCCAGAUGAGGGUGUGACCCACCCUGCCCACAUUUUGCACAGUGCCUUUACAGAUUUAUGCACCAACUAGGGAAGAGGACUUCUGAUGCUCCAGAGUGUUGGAGUCUAGAUGGAUGCUGUCACUGAUGACUUGCUGUGGACUCCAGGAAGGGGACUUGUUAAGUCAGCUGUCCCCACAUCUGACAUCGCCUUCAAAACCACAUUUUAAACCUUUGGGCGAUUAGAUUCCCAACUUGUGCCUUCCGAAAAGAACACUACUGCCUAGUACAAAUCGGUGACAAUAACAGGGUGUGCCUUAUUUUGAUACUUGGCUCCUUUUCAUUAGGAGGACCCUCGUUUUUUGUAAGCACUACUGACCCUGCUGUAUUUAAGAUGCUCUCAUGUUAGGUGUCAAGAUGUUUGCUUUCUUGUUCUUAUGUAUUAUUUCUGAAAGUAUUUUAAUCAAAAGUAACCCUUUGAAGUUUUUAUAAAACGAUGACCAAAGUUUCUCUUUUGCCAAAAGUUAAAUACAAAUAAAAUGUUCACAAGUCUGUCCCUCAUAGAUAAUUUCAAGUAAGUGCCAAAAGUAACUCAAGGUGCCCUUGAAGAAACAGUGUUAAUACAGUGUGAGCCUUCGACAUUUUCACAGUCCUUCCCAUAAAAAUGCUGUAGAUAAUGCUGCUCCUCCAGACUUGGUUUCUCCCAUAGAGCUAUGGAGGUGAGCUGAAGCCGCGCCUGUAGAUGAGACGUUUAGAAGCUAUGGCCUCCAGCGCACUGUGAGCAGCAGCUCGGCAGUCUCACAUCAGAGCUCUUGAAUGCUAUUUACUGCUUCUACCCGUACUCCACUUCCUAGUCAGGCCUCUGUAGUAUGCUUGAGGUGAGGCAUUGGUUACUUCCAAGUGGAUAGCUAGCCAGAGAUGCCAUCUGAGACAUUGUCCUUGUGUAUCUGAGACUUUCAUCAAGGUGUGGUUCAAAGAUGGGAGUUGAGGCAUGAAUGAAAAUGAGAAAGCAGUGAGGAAGAAACAAAGGCUUUAUUUGCCUGUGGCAGUGCUGCUAGAAGAUCCUGGAAUUUGUGUUUGUGUGCAGAGUGGCAUCAGUCAAGAUGUAACAGAAUCUGGUUCCACUUUUUUUUAUUUGUCCCCUGACAUUACUGAAACAAUACAGAUAUUGAAAGCAUGCCCCACUAUGGGAAAGCAACAUCAGCCUAGGGCUUAUGUCCUGGUCUGACCCCACAACCUUGGUGCUGUCCCCUCCAUACUCAGACCCAUGCAACUCAUUGGCUCCUGCAUUAACACAGUAAUACCUCGCUUGUCUGUGCAUUUAGCUGGGAACUUUCCAGCUAUGAUGUCCUGAAUAAAGUUGUUUAUUAACAUGA